Molecule: messenger RNA, 5525 nt
Organism: Hemiscyllium ocellatum (epaulette shark)
Lineage: Eukaryota; Metazoa; Chordata; Chondrichthyes; Orectolobiformes; Hemiscylliidae
Gene: chrnb1
Product: cholinergic receptor, nicotinic, beta 1 (muscle)
Exons: 11
Coding region: 147-1637 (496 amino acids)
Biological process (GO): chemical synaptic transmission; nervous system process; regulation of membrane potential
Cellular component (GO): postsynaptic membrane; neuron projection; synapse
Molecular function (GO): acetylcholine-gated monoatomic cation-selective channel activity; transmembrane signaling receptor activity
Source: RefSeq, a predicted model, not a curated record
CUUUGGAGAGGAGCCGGUCCAGCCCCUUCCCUGAAUGACAGCAGCCAGCGAGUCUCAGGCUCAACUCGCCAGCCAAUCCACUCACCCACAGAAAGCUGGUGCAAAGUUCCGGGAAAGUUUCGGAAAGUUCGGACAGGGGUCUGGAAAUGGGGGUUGCGUGGUUAGCAGUGAGACUUCAAAUCCUCUUUGUCCUGGGCACAGGGGCAGGGGUCGGCGCCUCGGAGACUGAGAAGAGACUUCUCAACAAGUUGUUUGAGUCCUAUAAUCUCAAUGUGCGACCAGCGCAGACAGCGGACGAGAGCGUGACAGUGAGAGUGGGGAUGACCCUCUCACAGCUGAUCAGCCUGAAUGAAAAGAAUGAGGAAAUGACCACGAACGUCUUCAUGAAUCUGGCCUGGACGGAUUAUCGAUUGAGGUGGGACCCGAAGGAUUACGAUGGCAUCGACGUUCUACGGAUUCCGUGCGGCAAAGUGUGGCUCCCGGACAUUGUGCUGCUGAACAACAAUGAUGGUAAUUUCGAAGUGGCACUGCUAGUUAAUGUGUUGGUACAGCACACUGGCGUGGUCAGCUGGCUCCCCCCUGCCAUCUACCGAAGCUCCUGUGCCAUCAGGGUCAAGUACUUCCCCUUUGACUGGCAGAACUGCACCAUGGUUUUCAAAUCUUACACGUACGAUGCCUCGGAGGUGACCCUGGAGCACUCCCUGGACAACUCGGGGAGGUACGAGAUCAGAGAGGUGAUCAUCGACAAGAACGCCUUCACUGAGAACGGCGAGUGGCAAAUCCAGCACAAACCCUCACGCAAGAACGUGCUGAGUCACGACCCAAGCUAUGAGGACAUCACCUUUUACCUCAUCAUCCAGCGCAAGCCCCUCUUCUACAUCGUGAACAUCAUCAUUCCCUGUGUCCUCAUCAGUAUUUUAGCCAUCUUGGUGUUCUACCUCCCUCCUGAUGCAGGUGAGAAGAUGACGCUCUCAAUCUCCGUCCUGCUGGCCCUCACUGUCUUCCUGCUGUUGCUGGCUGACAAGGUCCCAGAGACCUCAUUGGGGGUCCCCAUCAUCGUCAACUACCUGAUGUUCACCAUGAUUCUCGUCACCUUCUCGGUCAUCCUCAGUGUGGUGGUCUUAAACCUUCAUCACCGUUCCCCAACCACACACGCCAUGCCCCACUGGGUCAGACAGAUUUUCAUCCAAGUGUUACCCAAGUACCUGAGGAUCCAGAGGCCUAAAGUGGAGGCCUCAGAGAGUGAGAAACGUGUGGCUCUGAGCCGUGUCACCGACGAAUACUUCAUCCGAAAACCUGCCAUGGACUUGAACAACCUGAAGGCGAACAUGAGAGUGGAUUUGCCCCCAAGCCACCUGUUUCCUGAGAUAAACAGAUACAUAAACGGCCUUGUUCCCCAAAUGGUAUUGCCCCCAGAUCUGAAAGGAGCUGUGGACGCCAUCAAAUACAUCGCCAAGGAGCUACAGGGGCAAGAGGAAUAUGACAAGCUGAAGGAGGACUGGCAGUACGUGGCUAUGGUCGUGGACCGGCUGUUCCUAUGGGUCUUCGUCACCUUCACCUCACUGGGAACGCUCGCCAUCUUCCUAGAUGCCAGCUACAAUGUUCCUCCUGUCGAUCCCUUCGACCCCUUGGCGUAAUGCCGACCCCUGGCAGUUCUAUUCCCCCCCACCAUUUGAGUAAAAGCGUCUUCCCUCCCCAAUCCACCCCAUUCUCCAGUCUCUGGUGUGAACGCAACGCGCUGGGCAACAGUUUCGUUAGAAAACUGUCUCCUUUUUCCAAUUUUGUACAAGAAAUGUUUAGCCUUCCCGCUCUCACUUCUAGGCCAGGGAGUUAAAUCUCUCUCUCUCUCUCUGUUCCCAGCUGGAUCCUUCACCCCCUCCACAGUGUAGUCCAGCUACUGAAGCUAGGUCAGGAUCUCUCUGUAGGAAACCUGAAACCCUUUGCUUCGCAUUGUGAGGUUAUUCUCUUGAGCAAGAAGCAUGAAAAACAAACAGUAUUAUCUAAACAGGGAACAACUGUAGGAUUCCAAGACACAGAGGCACUUGGGCGUUCUGGGACGUGAGUCACAAUUUGCUAAUAAUAGUGCAGAAUGCUAAUGGGAUGUAAUUAUUUAAUGAGAGGAAUCGAAUGAAAAGUAAGCUCUGAAGUCACGCUGGACUCGAAACGUUAACUUUUGUUACCCUCUCCACAAAUGCUGCCAGACUUGCUGAGUUUGUCUGGAAUUCACUGUUAGAUUAGAUUCCUGACCGUGUGGAAACAGGCCCACCGACUCUCCGAAGAGUAACCCACCCAGACCCAUUUCCCUCUGACUAACGCACCUAACACUCUGGGCAAUGUAGCACGGCCAGUUCACCCGGACCUGCACAUCUUUGGAUGGAAACCGGAGCACCCCCCACACGGACAGUCACCCGAGGCAGGAAUCGAACCUGGGACCCUGGUGCUGUGAGGCAGCAAUGCUAACCACUGAGCCACCACGUUUCUUUCAGAGUUCCAGCAUCCGCUAUGUUUUGCCUUAAUAAAAGUAGGAAUGCUAUGCUCCAGUUGCACAGGACAUUGGUGAGACCACAUACCUAUACAAGGUAUUCGCCAAAAACGGAUACCCGCACAACUUCAUCAACAGAUGCCUAAGAGACAGACCACGGAACGAGGACAUGCCACAACCAAAAGGACUAGCCACACUACCAUACAUCAGGAGCGUUUCAGAACUGACAGCCAGACUACUGCGACCCUUAGGACUCAUAACGGCACACAAACCAACAGCCAUGCUCAGACAACAACUUACUAGAACAAAGGAGCCAAUACCCAACAUGAGCAAAACUAAUGUAGUUUACAAAAUACCAUGCAAGGACUGCACAAAACACUAUAUAGGACAAACAGGAAGACAACUAACAAUCCGCAUACAUGAACACCAACUAGCCACGAAAUGACACGACCAGCUAUCCCUAGUAGCCACACACUCAGACAACAAGCAACAUGAAUUCGACUGGGAAAACACUACUAUCAUAGGGCAAGCCAGACAGAGAACAGCCAGGGAAUUCCUAGAGGCAUGGCAUUCAUCCACAAACUCCAUCAACAGACACAUCGACCUGGACCCAAUAUACCAACCACUACAGCGGACAGCUGAAACUGACACCCGGAAGCGGCAAGGACAGACCACUAUAAAUACCGGAAGAAACAUCAAAGAAGCGCUUCGCAGGAGGCUCCAGAGCACUGAUGAUGUCUCCUAGCCAGGGGACGAAACGUUUUGCAACAAAAACUUCCAGCUCGGCGAACAGAACCACAACACAUACUGUACAGUUCCGACUUCCUUAUUUAAAGGAAAGAUUGGAGGUGUUUCAGGGACAUUUCCCCACUUGGCUCCUGGAAGUCUAUGAGAACAGAUUGGACCGGCUGGGAUUGUUUCCGCUGGUUGUUUGGAAGACUGAGGGGCUGGCUUGAAUUUAAUGAUCCUGAAUUGGCUUGACAAAGUAGAGGUUGGAAAAGUAUUCCCCUGUUAAGGGUGAGCCGCAAAACUAGCGAGAACAGCUUUAAAAUUUCAGGCCAUCCGUGAACGUCAGAGUCUGUACAUGGUACACACUGUUGCCACUGCACAUCUAUGGUGGAGAGAGUGACUGUCGGAGGUUGUGGAUGAGUUGCCAGUCAAACAAACUGCUUUGUAAUGGUAUUGGGUUUCGUGUUGUUAGAGCUGCACUCAUAGAGUCAGAGAGAUGUGCAGAACGGGGUUACUUUCUGACCUUGUAGACUGUGAAGGAGUAAAAAUGGCCUUUGCAGUGAUAUGUACUUAGAGUCAUAGAGAUGUACAGCACGGAAACAGACCCUUCGGCCCAACCCGUCCAUGCCGACCAGAUAUCCCAACCCAAUCUAGUCCCACCUGCCAGCACCCGGCCCAUAUCCCUCCAAACCCUUCCUAUUCAUAUACCCAUCCAGAUGCCUCUUAAAUGUUGCAAUUGUACCAGCCUCCACCACUUCCUCUGGCAGCUCAUUCCAUACACGUACCACCCUCUGUGUGAAAAAGUUGCCCCUUAGGUCUCUUUUAUAUCUUUCCCCUCUCACCCUAAACUUAUGCCCUCUAGUUCUGGAUUGCCCGACCCCAGGGAAAAGACUUUGCCUAUUUAUCCUAUCCAUGCCCCUCAUAAUUUUGUAAACCUCUACAAGGUCACCCCUCACAGCCUCCCCAUGUGGGAAAGUGGGGAGUAUUCCAUCACACUCCUGACUUAUACCCUGUAGAUGGCAGAUAGGCUUUGGAGAGUUAUGAGUUACUUGCUGCAGGAUUCCUAACCUCUAACUUGCUCUUGUAGCCACUGUAUUGUUAUGGGGUGCAGUUAUUUAUAGUGAGGUCUGCAGAUGCUGGAGAUCAGAGCUGAAAAUGUGUUGCUGGUUAAAGCACAGCAGGUUAGGCAGCAUCCAAGGAGCAGGAAAUUCGACGUUUCGGGCCAGAGCCCUUCAUCAGGACUUCAUAGUGAUAGUUGGAGAUUCAGCGAUGGUAAUGCCAUUGAAUGACGAGGAAAAAAGGUGACAUUAGUUUUUGUUGGAGAUGGUCAUUGUCUGGUAGUUAUGUGGGGGCUGCCUUUUCCCACUCUAAGUGUUGUCCGGGAUCUGGACAUGGAAUACUUCAGUGGCGGAGGAGUUGCAAAUGGAACUCAACGCUGUGUAACCCAUCAGUGAACUAUGCCAUUCUAACGUUGUGAUGGAGGGAAAGUGAUUGAUGAAGCAUAGAAUAUAGAAAUGUACAGCACAGAACAGGCCCUUUGGCCACGAUGUUGUGCCGAGGGUUAAUCCUAAUGUAAAUUAAAAUAACUUAACCUAUGUGCCCCUCAACUCACUGCUAUCCAUGUGCAUGUCCAGCAAUCGCUUAAAUGUCCCUAAUGACUGCUUCCACCACCACCGCUGGCAACACGUUCCAUACAUUCACAACUCUCUGCAUAAAGAACCUACUUCUAACGUCCCCUCUAUACCUUUCUCUAAUUUCUUCAAACUAUGACCCCUCGUACCAGUCAAUCCUGCCCUGGGGAAAAGUCUCUGGCUAUUGACUCUAUCCUUUCCUCUCAUUAUACCUCGAUCAGGCCUCCUCUCUUCCUCCUUGUCUCCAGAGAGAAAAGUCUGAGUUUAUUCAACCUCUCUUCAUAAGGCAAGCCCUCCCAGUCCAGGCAGCAUCCUGGGAAACCUCCUUUACCCCCUCUCCAAAGCCUCUGUAUCUUUCCUAUAGUCGGGCGACCAGAACUGGACACAAUAUUCCAAGCAUCUGAAGGUGGCUGGCCUAGGAUACUACCUGGAUGACCUUAGGGCUUUUAUGGCAUAGUGGUAGUAUACGUACCUCUGAGCUAGGAGGUCUGGGUCAAGUCUCGGCUGUUCCAUGUUGCAUCGUAAUAUCUCUGACCAGGAUGAUUUAGCGAGUCUCUACCCUGAAGGUCUUGUAGGUGAGAUAAUUAACCUCCAACAAUCAUACCCAUCUUCAUUUGUCAUGAUUUGGAGUAGCGCCGGUGUUGGACUGGGGUGGACAAAGUUAAAAAUCACACACCACCAGG